GUGUGCUGGAGAGUGUUAUAGGAGGAGUAUGAGUGCAUUCCUUGAUGAAAAUGACAGGGGUAACUCCCACCAAAAUGACAUGCACCCACCGGUCUUACAAAUCAUGAAGCUUAAUGGCCUAUAAUGGCAUUGCAAAUUGCAAUUUGCAUGCUGUACACGUACGAUUCAUCUGGACCCUCCUUUUGGCUGGUGGGACAAGCAAGAAAGUUUAUGCUGCGCAAGCCAGGGCUCACACCAGGAAGAUCAAAGCCAAACCCACUUCCCUUCUUCCAUUUCCUUCAGCUAUGAUUGCACCAAUUGCAGUGGCAUUGGCGGUGGGUUUUCUACGGUGGGCUUAUCAGGCAUUGAAGCCUCCACCUCCCAAAAUAUGUGGAUCACCAGAUGGUCCUCCUAUCACUUCACCUAGAGUGAAACUUAGUGAUGGAAGGCAUUUGGCCUACAGGGAGUCUGGAGUUCCAAAGGAAGAGGCUAAGUACAAGAUCAUUGUCAUUCAUGGCUUUAACAGCUCAAAAGAUAUGGGUCUACCUGUUCCACAAGAACUUAUACAGGAGCUAAAGAUAUAUAUGCUGUUCUUCGACAGAGCAGGUUAUGGAGACAGUGAUCCAUAUCCUUCUCGCUCAGUGAAGACUGAAGCAUUUGAUAUUCAAGAACUAGCUGACCAAUUGCAAAUUGGGUCUAAAUUUUAUGUAGUUGGAGUCUCAUUUGGAGCUUACCCUGUUUGGAGUUGCCUGAAGUACAUACCACAUAGGUUGUCAGGAGCUUCCUUGGUUGUUCCUUUUUUGAACUUCUGGUGGCCUAUUUUCCCUGCCAAUCUAUCAAGAGAGGCAUUUAGGAGACUGCCUUCAUCUCACCGAAGGACAAUUCGGAUUGCACAUUACACUCCUUGGUUAAUCUAUUGGUGGAUGACUCAGACAUGGUUCCCUUCAUUGAUCACGGAUCAAGGAGCAAUGUUCAACGACCAAGAUUUAGAGAUCUUGAAGAGUUUGUUAGAGGCUCCAAGUGUAGGCGAGGAAAAGAUAAAACAGCAAGGUGUUUAUGAAUCACUGCAUCGAGAUAUAUUGGUUGGUUAUGGCAAAUGGGAAUUUGAUCUCUUGGACAUAAACAAUCCGUUCCCUAACAAUGACGGCGCGGUUCACAUUUGGCAGGCCUAUGCAGACAGGAUCAUUCCUUUUAAGCUCAACCGUUAUAUUUCAGAGAAGCUUCCAUGGAUUUGUUAUCACGAGGUUCCUGAUGGAGGGCAUAUGAUAUUCUUGAAAAGUGAAAUAUGUGAAGCCAUUUUGAGGGCACUUUUGCUUGGAUAAACUUCUCUUUUUGAGGCAUAUAUGCUACGGUACGAUGGUAUCUCACUAAUUAAAAAUAAACUCUUUGAUGUUGCUUGCUUUAGCCAAAAGGUGAAACAUGUGAAGCCAUUUUAAGGGCACUUUUGCUUGGAUAAACUUCUCUUUUUGAGGCAAACUACUAUGGUAUCUCACUAAAAAUAAACUCUUUGAUGUUUCCUGCUUUUGUCUUGCUUCUAUACUGCUAUGGUGGUAAUGUAAAUGGAGAAACUUUCUUCCUGUGGCAUCAUAUAUAUAUAAAAUAAACUCUUUGAUGUCCCCUGCUUAGAUAUUGCUUCUAUAC
Corylus avellana is the source of this 1620-nucleotide messenger RNA. RefSeq lists its product as uncharacterized. The record is from RefSeq and is a predicted model, not a curated record. Lineage: Eukaryota; Viridiplantae; Streptophyta; Magnoliopsida; Fagales; Betulaceae.